Messenger RNA from Sparassis crispa, 918 nucleotides. RefSeq names its product 2-methoxy-6-polyprenyl-1,4-benzoquinol methylase, mitochondrial. Gene Ontology annotation, biological process: ubiquinone biosynthetic process. Gene Ontology annotation, molecular function: methyltransferase activity. NCBI's taxonomy places the organism in Eukaryota, Fungi, Basidiomycota, Agaricomycetes, Polyporales, Sparassidaceae. The transcript has 3 exons. Bases 1 to 918 code for a protein of 305 amino acids. The record is from RefSeq and is a predicted model, not a curated record.
AUGCACUGUUGCAAACAUACUGUUCUGCGCAGAGUAUGUCCUUCCCCCGCUCCUAGACUCUUCCGUUUCAAUCACAGCGAAGCAAGUGGCAACAACGCUCAGAAUCUUCAAACUCCUCCACGAACGACUCACUUUGGCUUCCGAACCGUACCGGAGGAGACAAAAGAAUCUCUUGUGAAGAAUGUCUUCGACUCUGUGGCCUCGUCAUACGACCUAAUGAACGAUGCAAUGUCGCUAGGCGUGCACCGUCUCUGGAAGGACGACUUUGUCUCUCAGCUAAAGCCGGGAUCGACAGGGCCCACGAAGUGCAUAGAUCUCGCAGGGGGGACCGGGGACAUUGCACUGCGCAUACUGGACUUUGCGCGGGAGCGUUACGCAGACAGAGAGACGAGCGUAGACGUCGUGGACAUUAACGGAGAGAUGCUGAAGGAGGGGCACAAGCGAUUCAAAAAGACAAUGUAUCAUAACACACCACAAAUUGCCUUCAUCGAGGCCAACGCUCAGGAGCUGCCCGAGUCGCAGUUUCCUUCCAAUGCAUACGAUCUUUAUACUAUCGCCUUUGGCAUUCGUAAUUGCACGUCCGUUCCGGACGUCCUCAAGGAGGCUUAUCGGGUACUUAAACCUGGCGGUACUUUUGCAUGCUUGGAAUUCAGCAAAGUGAACAAUCCACUGUUCAACGCCGUCUACGAUCAGUACUCUUUCUCGAUUAUUCCUCUGCUUGGUACCAUCUUGGCUGGAGAUAGGGAGUCCUACCAAUAUCUCGUCGAGUCAAUCCGAAAAUUCCCUUCUCAACCAGACUUUGUGGCGAUGAUUGCAGAUGCUGGGUUCGCGACCGGUGGCAAUCAUGAGGGUAAGGGUGGUGCUUGGCGAGACUUGUGGGGCGGUAUUGCCGCCAUACAUACAGGUGUCAAGGUCUGA